AUGGUGGGAAUCAAGAUGGCGGCGGCAGCGGCAGCAGCCAGUAUUCGGGAAAGGCAGACAGUGGCUUUGAAGCGUAUGUUGAAUUUCAAUGUGCCUCAUGUUAAAAACAGCACUGGAGAACCAGUAUGGAAGGUGCUCAUUUAUGACCGGUUUGGCCAAGAUAUCAUCUCCCCUCUGCUAUCUGUGAAGGAGCUGAGAGACAUGGGAAUCACUCUGCAUCUGCUUUUACACUCUGAUCGAGAUCCUAUUCCAGAUGUUCCUGCAGUGUACUUUGUAAUGCCAACUGAAGAAAAUAUUGAUAGAAUGUGCCAGGAUCUUCGAAAUCAAAUCUAUGAAUCAUAUUAUUUAAAUUUUAUUUCUGCUAUUUCAAGAAGUAAACUGGAAGAUAUUGCAAAUGCAGCAUUAGCAGCUAGUGCAGUAGCACAAGUAGCCAAGGUUUUUGAUCAGUAUCUCAAUUUUAUUACUUUGGAAGAUGAUAUGUUUGUAUUAUGUAAUCAAAAUAAGGAACUUGUUUCAUAUCGUGCCAUCAACAGGCCAGAUAUCACAGAUACAGAAAUGGAAACUGUUAUGGAUACUAUUGUUGACAGCCUCUUCUGCUUUUUUGUUACACUGGGUGCUGUUCCUAUAAUCAGAUGUUCAAGAGGAACAGCAGCAGAAAUGGUAGCAGUGAAACUAGAUAAGAAACUUCGGGAAAAUCUAAGAGAUGCAAGAAACAGUCUUUUUACAGGUGAUACACUUGGAGCUGGCCAAUUCAGCUUCCAAAGGCCUUUAUUAGUCCUUGUUGACAGAAACAUAGAUCUGGCAACUCCUUUACACCAUACUUGGACAUAUCAAGCAUUGGUGCAUGAUGUACUGGAUUUCCACUUAAACAGAGUUAAUUUGGAAGAAUCUUCAGGAGUAGAAAACUCUCCAGCUGGUGCUAGACCAAAGAGAAAGAGCAAGAAGUCUUAUGAUUUAACUCCAGUGGAUAAAUUUUGGCAGAAACAUAAAGGAAGGUAAGUAAGAAAAGUAUCAGUAAUUAAGAGAUUUAUCCCUUAAAGAGAAAUGAAGAAAUCAUCUGACCUAAUGGAUUUGAGGGAAAAAAAUGAAAGGGUAAUAAUGGUGAUGUCUGUGGGACUAGAAGGGGAAGAUGAAGGAGCCAUAAGUAUGCUUUCCGACAAUACUGCUAAGCUAACAUCAGCUGUUAGUUCUUUGCCAGAACUCCUUGAAAAAAAGAGACUUAUUGAUCUUCAUACGAAUGUUGCCACUGCUGUUUUAGAACAUAUAAAGGCAAGAAAACUGGAUGUAUAUUUUGAAUAUGAAGAAAAAAUAAUGAGCAAAACUACUCUGGAUAAAUCUCUUCUAGAUAUAAUAUCAGACCCUGAUGCAGGAACUCCAGAAGAUAAAAUGAGGCUGUUUCUUAUCUAUUACAUAAGCACACAGCAAGCACCUUCUGAGGCUGAUUUGGAACAAUAUAAAAAAGCUUUAACUGAUGCAGGAUGCAACCUUAAUCCCUUACAAUAUAUCAAAAAGUGGAAGGCUUUUGGUAAGAUGGCCUCAGCUCCUGCCAGCUAUGGCAACAUGACCACUAAACCAAUGGGUCUCUUGUCACGAGUCAUGAAUACAGGAUCACAGUUUGUGAUGGAAGGAGUGAAGAAUCUGGUAUUGAAACAGCAAAAUCUGCCUGUUACUCGUAUUUUAGACAAUCUCAUGGAGAUGAAGUCAAACCCUGAAACUGAUGAUUAUAGAUAUUUUGAUCCCAAAAUGCUACGGGGCAAUGACAGCUCAGUUCCCAGGAGCAAAAAUCCAUUCCAAGAGGCAAUUGUUUUUGUGGUGGGAGGAGGCAACUACAUUGAAUAUCAAAAUCUGGUUGACUACAUAAAGGGGAAACAAGGCAAACAUGUUUUAUAUGGCUGCAGUGAAAUUUUCAAUGCUACACAGUUCAUAAAACAGUUGUCACAACUUGGACAAAAAUGACACA
Molecule: messenger RNA, 1960 nt
Organism: Galeopterus variegatus (Sunda flying lemur)
Lineage: Eukaryota; Metazoa; Chordata; Mammalia; Dermoptera; Cynocephalidae
Product: sec1 family domain-containing protein 1-like
Exons: 2
Biological process (GO): intracellular protein transport; endoplasmic reticulum to Golgi vesicle-mediated transport
Cellular component (GO): cytosol; Golgi membrane
Molecular function (GO): syntaxin binding
Source: RefSeq, a predicted model, not a curated record